Molecule: messenger RNA, 642 nt
Organism: Ipomoea nil (Japanese morning glory)
Lineage: Eukaryota; Viridiplantae; Streptophyta; Magnoliopsida; Solanales; Convolvulaceae
Exons: 4
Source: RefSeq, a predicted model, not a curated record
AUGGGAUUCAGACAGUCUAUCCCUGACAACUCUCUAUUUACCAAAGGUGAAGGGCACUCAUUUGUGGCUUUGCUAGUUUAUGUGGAUGAUAUAGUUGUUGCUAAUGCAGAUUUGGGGAUCAUACAAGACAGAAUAAAGGGAAAGCUAUCUGUCAAAGGAGGUAUGCCCUUGAAUUGCUUAAAGACACAGGGUUCACAGACUGCAAGCCUGUACAUAGUCCCACAGUACCAUCACACAAGCUCAGCAAACUUGGUGCAACUCUCUCAAUUCCUUGACUGCCCCACUAAUCUUCAUAUGCAAGCUGCUCAUAGGGUACUCAGUUACAUCAAGGGUGCGUCUGGCCAACAGUUGUUCUUUCCAUCCCUAUCUGAUUUGAAGAUAAAAGCCUUCUUUGUUCCAGAUUGGGGAGCCUAUGUUGAUACAAGAAGGUCUUUAACUGGUUUCUGCAUUUUCAUAGGGAAUGCGUGCCUUAGUAUCAUGGAAAUCAAAGAAGCAAGUGACUUGUCUCGUAGUCCUCAUCAGAAGCUAAAUACAGAGCAUUGCAAAUUAGCUAUUGCCAUUGCAGAGAAUCUAGUGUUUCAUGAGCGAAUUAAACAUAUUGAACUCGAUUGCUAUUUGGUGAGGGAAAAGCUUAGUAAACGU